Seminavis robusta is the source of this 3558-nucleotide messenger RNA. Lineage: Eukaryota; Bacillariophyta; Bacillariophyceae; Naviculales; Naviculaceae. The record is from the annotation of a GenBank genome assembly.
ACAAGCUUGUCAAGCUGGCUAAUUAAUCAUGGCUGGGCUGAGCUUCCGAGCAUUGGAGGCACUGUGGCCGUGGCCAACAAUGGAGUUUCCUCUCCGCCGACGGACGACCGACGACAAGGCCUUUCCGAGUUGCUCUUCGUUCGUACUUCUUGUUAUUGUCUCCCUCGGUCAAUCAGUUUUGCACUUCUGCUUCUCAUAAAUCUAUUUGUACCGUAUCCAUUCACUGGAAACCAUGCCUUUUUGGGACACUGGACAGCAGGAAGAAAAGGGGAAAGCAUCAGAUGCAAUGGCGAGCAACGGGGAACGUCUUUCCACCAGUGGUUUGACCUUGGAAUCUGCCUUGGAUUGGACAUCACUGCUGCUCAGCACAAAACUGGACAAUGAGCAAGACAUGGAACCAGAAGAAAUCAAGGCAGCUGUGAAGGUGUACAAGGAACUCCAUCGUAUUUUGAAACUCUCCACACGCACUGAGGACACAUUCGGACAACCACUUUCGCCCAAUGCUUCCAAUAUUGCACCAACGUCCUUUCAUGAGCAGUUUAUUGACUUGCAAGAUGAAAUCAAAGAGCCUCGGCCCUUGACCAAAGCCAACUUGGCGGAACUGAAUGACUUUUUGAUUCUUGACAAUAGCCUGCGUGAAACUACAGUGGGAAGUGCCCGUGGUCACACCUUGGAGGAAAAGCACCAAAUUGUGGACGCCAUUGCCGAUACUGGAUUGGAGGAAAUUAUUCUUGGAGCCUUUGGGAGCAAAAUCUCUGUUGACAGUCAAAUUGCUGGUCGCUGGAAAGCACUAGGCAAAUCCUUUGACAAUGCCUGGGGAUUCUCGGAAGCCUUUGAUCUGGAAGGAUUUGAUGAAGAGCCUCUUUGGCAAUCUACUUCCAAUUUCAUAAACGCCAAACGAGACGGUACCAAGUUGCCGGACUAUUGGGUGCCUACUCAGGCUGUCAAAACAACCUACAGUAAAGAUGAUCUGGCCCUGUUCAAGAGAGCCUAUUCGUACUUUCCCCAAGGAAAUGUGUUCAGUGGCCGAAAACCCAAAGACAUCCUCAAAGAAUCGGAAUCUCCAAAAGGGCGCAUCCCCAUGGGGCUUCUCAUGAUGGCUGGAUAUGGCAUUUGUAAUGCCAUUAUUGAAGUUGAUACAGCAGUGGAGACUUUUGACUAUGAGACCUACAAUCUUGUGGAACGAUGCCAGUAUCUCAUGCAAUGGUGCAAAGACAACUUUCCACAACGUCAAAAUGUGAAGCCUGGAGAAGAUGACUCUGCUCGAAUCUUUAUCAAUUGUCGAGAUUUUGUCAAUUAUCAGCGCAGUGACAGUGGCCUGGAAAUGUGCCUCUACAUGGUUGACCAGCUCUGCCGAUUGCCACCCAAUCAACGUCCCUUUGGUUUCCUCAUGGAGGAUCCCACAGGCUGGCUGUGGCCGGAUGAAGUUGGCCGACUCACGCGGCUCAUCAAAGCCACAAUGAAUCAGGCUGGGCAUCCAGAUGGAAAGUUCUUGGUGCAUCUUCACAUGUACUUUGCUAUGGCUGAAGCCUGUGUACUGUCAUCCAUGUGCAAUGGUGCUGAUGGAGUGUGGGCUGCUCUCUGCAAGACAGGAGCUCAGGUGGGACAUGCAUGUUCCACUAUAACAGCAGUCAAUUUGUAUCGAGCCGGUGUGGAAAAUGUGGCAAACAAGUACAACUUGUCCAAAAUGUGCGAGGGAGCCCGAUUGAUCACCAAAAUCACAACGAAGGAAGAAUGUCCAGAAUAUGAGGAAGUAUAUGGGGAGCAUGCUUUUGACACUGCAUUCUUCAUGUACAAUGUCCCUAGUUGUCGAUAUGCAAUUGCUGAAUUGAUGAUUGAGCUAGGGAUUGAUGCAAGGUACAUCCGCCUGAAUGAGAUUUCAUUGGUGUCCGCCAUUGAUCGAGCCAUGGAAUACCAUUUUGGCAAGUCAGAAGAAGCUGGAUGGGAUCCAAAGCACUGCCCACAAAUGUGGAAUGCCAUUGCCAAUCACCUGGUUACCGGAAUUAGCCGAGACUACAAUUCGCCACUUGGUCUAGGAACUCUGUAUGCAUUGGUAUCAGGAGAGAAUCUGCCACGCUCCAUGAUACACUCUAUGCUCAAGACAACCAAAGUUCUGGAUACCCACCCCACUGUAAUUGAAUUUGUACACCGUUGGAACCGGCUUUGUGCCAAGCACCUUGGCAAGGACUUCACUUCUCCGAUUUGCGAAACAAAAUGCAUCAUGCUUCCAUGCAUUAAUCUUGAAUCCCAGCCUCGGUUAGCAUCACUUCCUUUCAAAGUGAUUCAAGAUGACUAUGAUCUAAACCCAGCCAUUCAAGUUGUCCCACAGUGGGCCCGCAAUAAAUUGAAAAACCGAGAAUUCAAAGUUAUGCAAGAUAUUCAAAAAACCCAAGAUCCUUUGAUGACUUUUGAAGAAAGGUUACUGUCUCUGAAACUUUUUAUUGAAGAAGCAGAGAGCCUUCAAGUGUUACCAAUAGUGGACGACUUUGCAUGUCGAUUGCGUUUCAAUCUUUUCUUCGGUGAAGGUGAUAGUUGGCUGAAGGAGGUGAGAAUGGACCGGCCAAGCAAAGCAAACAAACGAAUAGUGCGUGCAGCUGCAGCAAUCAUGCAACGUGAUGGAAACCAUGCUUUGCACCGCAUGGUUAUGUCCUUGGUUCGAAGGGUGCAACACAAUGUGGGGUUGCAACCAGACUUACUGCCACUGCGGGAGGAUGUCGGCAUGGAAUCCUUGAUAAAAGCCUUCGAGCGAGUUGAUGGUGAUAAGGCUCAACAUGAUGCCCUAGACAAGUGGAUCCAGGAAUUUGAAACCAAUGACAGUGCUGCAUUUGGCAAUGCCAUUUUUGAGGUAGAUGUUGACGACGCACUAGAAGCUGUGGAUCGAAAUGAGCUUCUGUUUGGCACUGAAGGAGAGGUUUACAUGAGACAAGAGGAAACAGGAUGCAAGAAGAAGGGCCAAGGAAGUUGGACUAAAAAGGUCAAGAGGAUGUUGAGCAAAGAGAUGGGAAAGUUUUCGCCUAACACCACACCAAAAUCCUCCCCCAAGCAAUCACCAAAACCUGUGAGGAAAACGCUAGGUACAAGUAGUGGUACAGCCCCCAAGGGUUUGAAACUGGCAGAUGCAGUCAAUGAAGUGGAAUGCUAGCAUGAACUUGGGUUCUUGGCGUGGUGAAGCGUUUCCGAAACCACCAUGCAAGGGCCGAGCAUUGUCCUUAAUUGGUACUGGUACGUUGCUGUGCUCGCCCCUGCUGUACCCAGGCACCACGAGGAUUUGGUACCCAUGGUGCUCGUAUCUAAGCGGGGCUCCUGCGACCUGAAGGUAGAUCCAUAGAUGGGUAUGACGCCCUCUGACGACGGUACCGAAGGGCAAACUGCUUCUUUCUUCUGGAAUGAGCCAACAUGCCAACAGCGGGGGCCAUUGGUGUUCCAAGGAGCUCGCACUUGCAGAUUUUCUUGGUUCGCACGGUGCAGGAGCCAAUCGAUAUCAAGGGACGUUAGGCCAUGAGAAGUCGUUUGGAAUAGAAGCUAAUAACUCCAUACUAUUUAUUUUUUAUGAAAUUC